AGAGAGAGAGAGGGAGAGAGACAUUAACAGAGACUGGGAGCUGGGAGCUGAGCUCAGUGAGCAGUUCUCAGCUGCUCAGUCGCUGCAUUCGCUGCCCUGUGAUCGUCUGUGAUCAAACCUGAACCCCACUUUGGAUAUCAAAACACACAUUUUGGAAUUGUUGUUUUUCAUUUGGCUGCAGAAAAACCACCAGUGGACUUCACAGUGGACUUUAUUUUUGGGGGGGAAUUAACAGUUUUUUUGUUUUUUUUUUUGAGGAUCCGACAAAUUUAAUUUUUGAUCUUUUCCAUUCAGAACUUGUGGAUGUUCUUAAUUUAUUUAAUAUUUUCUUCGAUCUGAACCCUCCUGGAGUCCAGUGUUCAGUCUGAGGCGGGGUAAUUUCAAGGGUCUGUUCCUCUGUGUCAGCGUUGGUGUAGUUUUUUUGUCUGAAUGCCCCAGGAUUACCCUCAGACUGCAGUUCCUCAUCCGGCCUGCAGGGCAGCAGCAGAGCGCGGUGGCUGGCAGCUGGACAGGCACAGUGUUGGCAUGAGUGACUUCUGGCACAAGAUGGGCUGCUGUGUGGUCGCUAAACCACCGCCGAAGAAGAAGAGGAGGAAGAUUGAUCGCAGUAUGAUCGGAGAGCCGACAAACUUCAUCCACCUCACACACAUCGGCUCCGGAGAGAUGGCAGAGGGCCUGCAGCCGUCGGGGUCGGUUCAGGAGCAGAUGAGGUCUAAAGGGCCGAACAUGAACGGCAGGAACAGCCUGUUAUAGCUGGAGUGUAUGAAUCAACCUAGUCCUUCUGACUGACCUCCUCUCUCCUCUGAACCUCCGAUCCUCUGAACCUCCGAUCCUGAAUCCGACCGCCAACCAGAGGCUUCGACUCCCGUCCUGCCCUGCUGAAGUGUCCUUGCGCAAAGCACCCAGCUGUGGGGGGACGCUGCCUCCUGAGGACAAUACCUUUCUUUAUGCAGGGACAGGAUGCAGGUCUGCUUUUGUCUCCUUUAAAAUAAUUUCAAUUAAGAAUUUCAGGAUUUUUUUUAAGAGCCACCAUUAAAACACAUCCAAAAACGAGCAGAGUCAGCAAGGGAGUCCCCAGAGGGUUCUGAACCUGUCCCAAUAAAACACACACAAAGACUCCUCCCAGAAUCCCUUUCUGUUCAGGAUGUUUGCUCAAUGACAAAAUGUCUGUAGUUUAAGAAAAAAAAUCUGGUUUUACAAAACAAAAAAAGACUCAUUUCCCAGCAUUCACAGGGAAAUGUUCUCAUAAGUCCCUCUUCCAGGAAGCAGUGAGGAUUUCUACAUCCCUCUAAUUUUAACCAUCAUGCUGGUGCAAAGUUCAACACUCCCCACUGCUCUGGAGUUUCCUCAGCGGACUUCAUUUCCCAGGAUGCUUCACUGCACGGCUGUGCGCUUUAUUUGGCUUUGAAAGGAUUGUUACGACUUAGUUUGGUUGUUUUUCUCAAGCCCUCAGUGUUGACAUCAGUGAGCUUCAUUUCCCAGGAUGCUUCACUCUGCCCAGCCCCCCUGCUGGCACUGAAUGAUUUCAGACUCUUGUUGUAGGAGAUGGGAAAGUCCCAUGAAUUCCUGCUACACUGGACCAGACUGUGUGUGUGUGUGUGUGAGUGACAGACGUCAUAUGGUCUUAAUAACCCACCAGUUUAAACAGAAACGUUGACUUCACUGAACUGAACUGAACUCUGUAACACACAGUUCUAAAUGAGCAUUAGAAAUAUAUAAGUCUGCUUUCGAGUGUCGGACUGCGGCUGGAUGUUUAGAGAAGUGAUUUCAUUUUCGGUUCCACGUUGACGUUUGAAAACCUAAAAUGCUGCAUCUGGUGGGAAGCUGCAGAUUAUUUAUCUGCUUUAUAUUUGUAGUAUUUUAACAAUGUUAAACAGAUGUUGUCUUUCAUUUUCUGCUGUAUAAUUUCUCCUGAUGUCACUGUUGUCAUUUUGUAUCCCUCCUGAUUAAAUAUCCCAACGAGCUGAAGCAGGGAUGCAGAAUAGUGAAGUGGGCGGGCAGACACCUGCCAGUCAUAGACUCACUGUUUCUCAGCCUUUGCGACGCGGUUCAAGUUCAGGUUGAUGUUUUGGUCGAAAUGUGACUGGAGCUGAUUUCUCAGAUUCUGAGACUCAGAUUAAAAGUGUUUAAUAUAUUCUUGAUAAAAGUGAAUCCACGUCUGCGGAGCUCUGGAAACUUUUGUGAACUUUGUGGGAAAGAAAAUGCUCAGAAACGCUUUGUUCAGUAAAGUAAAGGCUCCACUUGAUGCCUGAGUAAAAGUCAGGGUCAGGAUUUUAACGUCACUGAGCUCAGACUAACAAACACUCUCAGUUAAAUUACGUUUCGUGAAGCUUAAUCAGAAGUUAUAAUGUUUGCUAACAUGCUAGCACAAAAGUGUUGCUACAGCACUCAGCUGGUGUCUGCACUGCCCACGCUGUAGCUAUUUGAAACCGCUGAGUCAUGGUGUUCCCCCUCACCAUAGCAACCGGUUGCUUCCUCCCUGUGGCCGAGACUCUUGAGGCCAAAACAUCUAUUUAAGGAAAAUCUGAGCUGCUGCUGCUUGUCAGGACAGCGUGGUGUGUUCGCUGGACUCCUCAGGGUGUGGGAGGUUUUACACUUCAUCCCUAACCUCCUCUGUCUGAAAGAUGUUCUCCACUCCUCCACAAUCAAACCUGGCCUGUCAGUUAAUUGCACUGCGUAGGAGUCGUUUGACCUUUUUGAAAUGACCACAGCCGACUGAAAUGCUGAUUUUGCAUCAUGUGUUUCUCAGUCAGACGCUCAGAUAAGCUGACUAUGUAAACAACAACAACAAUAGAUGGUAAACAGAUUCUGACGUGAAACUGAGAGAUCAUUUUUCUUUGCUUUGAUUUGGUGACACCUGUGGUUUCUGAGGGCAACUGCAAGUGUGUUUUAUGAUCCAGGUCCCAGUGUUCUGCUUCAGGUUUGACUCAGCGGCGUCGUUAUGGAACUCUUGGCUAAUUUCUCCUCUGAUUCGUGGAAACUCAAAGCUGUUCUCAGGAUCAGAUGUUGGCUGCCAAAGUUCCUCUCUUCCUUUUUGCCCCCUCUCCAUGGGAUUCCCCUCCUCCUGGCUUACACUUCCUCAACACUGGAGAGCGCUUUUUCUCUUCUUUAUGGAGAAAUAACGAGACACGAUUUAGAGAUUUAGAGAAGAUCUGGAGUCAAAAACCUGAGUCUGAAAUCUUUUCCAAUCAUUCCGGUGUUUCUCUGUCCUGAUAAAGUCAAGCUUUUCACUAUUAUCAGUUUAUUUUUAUGCUUUUUUGUUAUUGUUUGUCAAAGAUGUUGAUUUUUUUUAAAACUGUGUUUAUAUUAUUGUACAAUCUCUUUCUGAAUGUGUUGCAUGGCUGGUAAUGUAUGGAUGCAUCCACUGAGAGUAUUGGUCACAAAGCAUUUCUGUGAGCUUUGUGGGUCCUGGUGUCUGCAGGAGUAACAAACGAAAAGUCGACUGAGAAUUUUUCUUUUAUGUAAUAUUCUUCUUACUUAAAUAGACUUUAAACUGAAAUCAACCAAACAACAGCAGAGUGUGUGGAGCUGCAGUUCCUCUAAUGUCCACCAGCUACAUUAUAAAUCACUGUUUCAUUAAGAUGAAAGUCAGGCUUGAAUUUAUGGUUGAGGACGCGUUUGUGUGAUUGACAGGUGUUUCAGCCUAUCACACUCAGUGGUGGAGGUGGUUGUGGUUGGCUGUCCAGAAAACUGUGAGCAUGAAAACACAUGUAAAGUCCUAAUACAUAAGAAAGAUCCUGGUGUUUUAAUGACAAUCUGACGAGAUUUGAGAAACACCAUGAACAUGAACCUGGUCCUGCAUCCUGUUUUAGUUACUUAUGACUUAUGCUAAUGCUAAUGCUAAAGCAUCAGGUCCAUGUGAAAGAAACAUCCUAAGAGAAAGUUUGAGUUUAGAGAUUAAAGACUUUGUGGAGCACCUGAUGUCCAGAAAGAUGAUGUUUUUAUUUUCUAUGCACAAGAUAUUAGACCUCAGAGCUAUUUUCAUACAAGUUAUUAUCUUGUGUGAUAAUAAUUUGAAUGAAAAAGAUAUAAGUUUUGUAAACAAGGAAAUAUCUUGUGUGAACAAGACAAUACCUUAUAACAAGAUAUUGAGUUUGGAAAUCAAUGUAUGAACACGAUAUGAACUCAUGCAAACAGGAUGGAUAACUGCAAACAAUAUGUUUACUUAUAUAACAAUAUAUUUACAGACUUUUGUAAGCAAGGUAAUGUUUUUUCCAAAAAAGAUAAAAACCUGUUGGAAACAUGAUAAUAUCCUGUACCUAUCCAAAGCAACUUGUACAAACUAAAAUAUCUUUUUGUAAACAAGACAAUAAUUUGAGAAAAUAAGAUAACUGAAGUAAACAAAAUAAUAACAUGCAAGUAAAAAUAAUUACUUAUAGGAAUAAGAUUCUAACAUGCAUUCAAGAUAUUUCAAACAAGAUAUGAACUUAAAAUUUGUGGCAACAGGAUAAUUUUGGCAAAUGGAUCCUGUGUGAACAAGAUGCUAACCUGUGUGAGAAAGAUAAUAUUUGGUGAACACAAGAUACACACCAAGAAAAAAAAACACCAUGCUUCAGGACUUCAGGUGUUCUGUAAACAUCUUCUGAGAAAAUGUCAUUAUUCUGCUUUUGAAGGUGAAGUGUCAGAGUCUGUGGGAGGGAGAAUCUGUGAAGUCAGAACAAAUUCAUCUUAGAUUAAUCUCACAACUCAAACUAUUGUUUUUAACCUGACCUUAUUUUUUUCUUUUCCAAUAGAUACUAACAGUCUUUACACCAAUUUUAAAUAUUUGUGUUAAAGUGACAGAAAUGUGUGAUUUCUGUGACUUGUGUUGGGUUUUGUUAUGUAACCUCCUCCUCUGCAGAAACACAAAUACAGAUUGACUUUAUUCCUGCUUAUGUAACAUGUCUCAUGACGACUGAAUAAAUCUGCUGUUUUCUCUCCAAAUGUGUUCGUUUCAUGAC
Molecule: messenger RNA, 4940 nt
Organism: Toxotes jaculatrix (banded archerfish)
Lineage: Eukaryota; Metazoa; Chordata; Actinopteri; Toxotidae
Gene: cdc42se1
Product: CDC42 small effector 1
Exons: 5
Coding region: 430-753 (107 amino acids)
Biological process (GO): regulation of Rho protein signal transduction
Cellular component (GO): plasma membrane
Molecular function (GO): small GTPase binding
Source: RefSeq, a predicted model, not a curated record